AAACUCUCUCUGUGUCAGUGCACCAUGGAGAGAUCCGCUGUGGUGUCGGGCCGCAGGAGUCCCCCAGUACCAGAUUACAACACCUCGACCUCCACCUUGGCCUUCGACCAGCAUUUCACCACCACCGCUGAGGGAGUUCUCCUCCAGGCUGAAAUAGUGUUUGGUAUGUUAGUGUGGAUUCUCAUUGGAGGUACAGAGUAUUUUCAUCUCUCUGCUCUUUGCUGGGUGAUGUUUGUCGCCCUCUCGUGCUGGGCUCUGACAGUUUGCCUGUUUUUAAUUUACCUCACUGGAGCUCACAGGAGAAUACCACGGGUCCCCUGGACGACACUGUCCCUGUUUUUCAACUCCAGCGCAGCAGCUCUCUAUCUCGCGACAGCAGUGGCAGAUGCGCUGACUGUCAACCAGGCCACUAGGGGGCGGCACAACUACAACUGCUGGGUCGCAUCUACAUUCUUUGCCACUCUGACCACACUGUGCUAUGCAGGAAGCAGCUACCUGAGUUUCCAUGCCUGGAAAACCACAGAGGAGGAGCACUAGUGUAAUUAAGUUCCCAUCAACCAAGGAGGUGCAUUACCGAGGAAUGGACAUGAAGGGAAUAUCAGAUGACAGGAGAUCAAGCUUCGAACAAGAUGCUUCAGUUCAAUCUAAACUUGAGAGAAGACUGUAAAUGAUCUUGAUGGAAUGUAGAGUAUUUGACAGGUAACAAAAAGUUGCUUUCAAAAUGUUUGUGCUUGGUUAUGUCACACUGAAGUCAUUUACAAUCAUCAGUGCUCUUGUGUCGAAACAAAAGAAUAAGAAAUUAAUAUUGUGUAUGUGUGGUGGACAAACAGAGUCAGUUUUUCUUUUGAUUAUUUGUCAUGUAAACUAGUUUACAGACACAGUUAAUCAGUGGUUCUUCUCAAGGUUAAGAUUCUAUAGCUCAUAUCUCUCCAAUAAUCUCCUUAAAUUAAAUCAAAGUGCAGCAAAUUUCACACACUUAUGGAUAACAGUUCCCUAAAUAUGCCUUUUUUCAUCAACAGCCAUGAAUUGCUUCUGGGAAAAUGGAAAAUAUGUCAAAAAGUGCUAGAUCUGGCAAAGUUCAAAUGUGUUGUGGGAUUUCCGUUCAGUAUUUUUUUUUGUACCAUCCUGCCAACAAACAAACAAAAACUUCCUUGGCAGAGAUAACCACAACUCAUGACCAGAUUCAACACAUUCAUAGUCAGUCACACAAAUGGUUAAGUAGCAGAUAUAACGUUUUGUAUCGAGUAGUUUUACAUCAUUUAAUCUUCCCUCUAGUGAACAAAUAAAGAGCGUUGAAAAUAUUCUGAAGAAAAGCCGCAAUGCAGACAGAGGUCAGGCCGUGAAUAUGUAGCUUCAAACUGACCACGUUUAAUUGGCUGGUUUAAAAAAAAAAAAAAAAAAGAAAUCUU
Platichthys flesus (European flounder) is the source of this 1409-nucleotide messenger RNA. It is a transcript of the gene cmtm8b, whose product is annotated as CKLF-like MARVEL transmembrane domain containing 8b. NCBI's taxonomy places the organism in Eukaryota, Metazoa, Chordata, Actinopteri, Pleuronectiformes, Pleuronectidae. Gene Ontology annotation, molecular function: structural constituent of myelin sheath. Gene Ontology annotation, biological process: myelination. The record is from RefSeq and is a predicted model, not a curated record. The transcript has 4 exons. The coding region runs from base 25 to 537 and encodes 170 amino acids. Gene Ontology annotation, cellular component: membrane.